UUGGAAAUUCCACCUCUUUUAAAUAAAAUAUGGAAGAGGAGAGGGAGCUCCUCUCAUUGCGUUUGCUUCGUUGGGUUUCAUGGAACGCAGUCCAAAUAUUCGAUAAAAUGUCACAAUGAGUAGGGAUUCUGCUAUAGGGUUUAAUGGACCUCGUCCAUUCUCUUCCUCCGUUGUUUUUGGCUUGCAAGCUCAUUUUCCUUCACGUUAGUGCAUUUGGUUCAAUGGACACGUUUCUUCAGUCUGCAAUGUUCAAAAGUAGGCUACUAUUGUCAAUGUUCGUUGGUGAAGAAGACAAGAAAUAUAGUUAAAAAAAAAUUUCAGUUUACUUGUCAAAAGUCUUAGCUCCUUGUGGACUUUUGUAGGUUAAAAAUAUGACCACAUCCCACAUAAGUUUCACUUCAAUGAAGAUUCCAGAACCAGAAUGGAUUUUCGAAAGUUGUUCCUGUAUGGUCUACUCUGUUUCUGAUGCUUCUGUUAUCCUAAGGGUAAUGUUGGACUAUUCAGGACUAGUUAAGAAGCUAAUUUGGCAGGAAAAAGAUGGCAAAUGGAAUGAAUUCUGGUCGGUACCAAAGUCUCCGUGUGAUCCAUAUGGGCAUUGUGGUACCUAUGGAAUAUGUGAUCCUGACUUUUUUAGUCGAAGAUUUGAAUGUGAUUGUUUACCGGGGUAUGAACCCAAGUCCUCAAGGGACUGGCAUAUUCUAAAAGAUACAUCAGGCGGGUGUGUCAGGAAGCGGCUAGAGUCUACCUCAUUAUGCAGGCAUGGAGAAGGAUUUGUGAAAGUGGCAAAUGUUAAAGUACCUGACACUUCAGCAGCAGUUUGGGUGAGCAUGAAUAUGAGUCCAAGUGACUGUGAAAAGAAUUGCAGGAGGAAUUGUUCAUGCUCUGCAUAUGCAAGCAUAAAUAUUGCUGGGAAGGAGACUGGCUGUUUGACAUGGUAUGGCAUAUUAAUGGACACUGUACAUAAUUGGGAAGAGGGAUAUGAUAUUUAUGUUCGUGUUGAUGCAAUUGAAUUAGUGAGGAACAAAUGGAGCAAACAAUGGCUUGAUACAAUUGGCAGCACAUACUACAAUGAAACUUCAGUGGAAAAUUAAGUCGAAGGUAGCAUGAGUUAUCCAGAGAUUGCUUUUUUCAAUCUGAGCACUAUACUUGCUGCAACUAACAGUUUCUCUCCGGCUAACAAACUAGGGCAAGGUGGUUUUGGCGUGGUUUAUAAGGGUAAAUUGUCUAAUGGAAAGGAAGUUGCUGUGAAAAGACUUUCAAAAGAUUCAAGGCAAGGAAUAGAUGAAUUUAAAAAUGAAGUUUUGCUGAUUGCAAAACUUCAGCAUCAGAAUCUGGUGAAACUCAUAGGAUGCUGCAUUCAAGGAGAGGAACCGAUGCUAGUUUAUGAAUACAUGCCAAACAAAAGCUUGGACUGGACUCCUUUCUUUUCCGUAAGUCCUGUGUAUAUUCUACAUUAUUUAGCCUUGUAUUCCACAAGUUGUCUAAUUCCAUCUGGUUCAACAAUAUGAGUGAUGGACAUAGAAUGAAUAAAUUGACACAGAUUCAAUUGGAAAUCUUUUGUUAGAUGAAACAAGAAGGUCAAUCUUGGAUUGGAGAAAGCGCUUUGAUAUUAUCGUUGGAAUUGCUCGUGGAAUUUUAUAUAUUCAUCAAGAUUUUAGGUUGAGAAUUAUCCAUAGAGAUCUAAAAACUAGCAACAUUCUAUUGGACAAAGAAAUGAAUCCAAAAAUUUCAGAUUUUGGCCUAGCUAGAAUCUUCAAAGGCGACCAAACUCAUGAGAUGACAAACAGAAUAGUUGGAACAUUUGGAUACAUGUCUCCCGAAUAUGUGACAUUUGGAAAGUUUUCAACGAAAUCUGAUGUCUUUAGUUUCGGCAUCAUAUUAUUAGAGAUCAUUACAGGGAAAAAGAACAAUAGCUUUUGUCAAGAGGAUCCUUACCCAAGCAUGAUAGGAAAAAUAUGGCAUUUAUGGAGAGAAGAAAGAGCAUGGGAGAUAAUUGAUUCAUCACUAAAGCAUUCUUGUUCUCCUGAUGAAGUAUUGAGAUGCAUCCAAAUUGGGCUUUUAUGUGUGCAAGAAGAUGUAUUGAAAAGACCGACCAUUUCAGCUAUUGUUCUAAUGUUAAAUAGCGAAAUUAGUCUUCCUUCUCCUAAGCAACCUGCAUUCACUUUUAGAAAAUCUAGCUCAUUAGAACCAAAAGAACGAUUUUGUUCUGUGGAUGAGGAAAUAAUUACUGAGGUUAUAUGUCAUUGAAUGUCUCUCUCAUGAAUUACAUAAAUUUUUAGUAUAGGAAUCUAGGAUAUGCU
Hevea brasiliensis (rubber tree) is the source of this 2300-nucleotide messenger RNA. RefSeq names its product cysteine-rich receptor-like protein kinase 8. Bases 1714 to 2247 code for a protein of 177 amino acids. Gene Ontology annotation, molecular function: ATP binding; protein kinase activity. Lineage: Eukaryota; Viridiplantae; Streptophyta; Magnoliopsida; Malpighiales; Euphorbiaceae. The transcript has 5 exons. The record is from RefSeq and is a predicted model, not a curated record. Gene Ontology annotation, biological process: protein phosphorylation.